CUCCAUCGACCUCACCGUGUCGAAGUACAGAACGAUUUCGCGCGAAUUCGUCAAGCAUGCGCCAAACUCAUCUCAAAUAACACAAAUAUCCUUCCAGAACUCAUCACGAACCCCAAAGGAGAAACACGCAAGAACAUACAAUUCCCAAAAUAGGAAUAGAAGAUAAAAAGUCGUGGUUCGGGACGUGGCGGGAAGGAAUUCGUCAGUCUAUUGCUCUCGCUCCUGAGCAAGGGGAAGGCCGGUAGAACGAGAGAAAACGAACGACUGCGUGCAGGGACUGAAGAGAGGGGCAGUGAAGCGACGAAUAGCGACGUUUGAAGAGACGCGGGGUCGAAGGGGAAGAGAGGAGGAGUGAGCGAGAAAGAUCGGAGUGGUGCCAUCAACUGUGGUCGCUGUAAGUAAUCGUCGUCAAUCGUCGUCGAAGAAUCGGCAGGAACCGAGGGCGGGCUACGUUACAAGUGCAUCGUGGAAAUAUUAUGCGUCGACUCGGCAUGAAAAACAAGCAGAGAAAAUCGGAAGCGGCGAGCGACAACGAGUUGGAGGAAAAUGGCGCACGCGCGGCCAGCGACACUGGCAACGAGACGCAAGCCGGUAAGAACAACAACAGCGCGCGAAGGUCCGCCACGAAGAGACGCUCUGCGCGCGGUGCAUCAUUGCAGAAAUCAGUAGCACACACGGACGACGCUGCCGAGGCGGCAAAUACCGAAGAGACCGCUGAAGAACGGGGGGAAAACGGGGAAAAGGCUUCCAGCCCGAAAUCAUCUCCGAAUAAACGUCGAAAGAAGGAGGAUUCGGGGGCAUCCACCUCCGCCCGCGACAAGUCCGAGCAGGACGACGAGUACGAGGUAGAGAAGCUCAUCAAUCUUCGUACUAUUAAAGGCCGUCGACAGUUUUUGGUAAGGUGGAAGGGUUACGGGGACUCUGCAGACACUUGGGAGAAUGAGAAAGAUCUAAAUUGUCCUCAGUUGAUAGAAGACUAUUUACUUGAAGAAAAGGAGAAAGAAAAAGAAAUGAAGUUGCCCAAAACAGAUAAAUCUAAAAAGUCUAAAGUUGGUUCCAAAAAACAACCGGAAAAUGAUGAGCAAAAUAAUAAAGAUGGCAAAGAGUCCUCGAAAGAAUUUGAGGUUGAGAAAAUAAUCGAGGUACGCUUUAAGAAAAAUGGCGCAAAAGAAUUCUUAAUCAGAUGGAAAGGAUUCUCUGCAAACGACGACACUUGGGAGCCGGAGAAAAAUCUCAAUUGCCAAGAACUUAUCUCAAAGUUUAUGCAGAAGGUAGAACAAGCAAAGACCUCCGAGAUGAGAGAACUCCGGACGAAUCCAGCACAUACUAAACGGUACACGUUGGCAUCACAGGCCUCCGGAAGAAGAUUAUCUAAACGUAAUAGAGACAAGCAAAGGACGACUUAUCACGAGUGCGAGAACUAAGGAAUAUUGCAGUCCCAGUAUCUUUAUUUUAUUCAAAAAAAUUUAUAUAUACAUAUAUAUAUACAUAACCUGUAGUUCUACAAAACAGAAGGGAGAAAAUUCAAUCUCUCGAUUUGAGGGACAAACAAAGAGAGAGAGAGACAAAGAAAUAUAUCAAAACAUGAAUAAUUUGCUAUUAGGGAUAUGUAAUGUAUGCGCGUUCUCUUUUUAAAGUGAAGAGUUUGUGUGAAUAACAUAGGAGUGAGUAACAUACACAUAUACGUGUAUUUAUUAAUGCAGAAAGGCUAAAGAAUUUUCAAAAUAUUUAUAUUACUGAAUGUAAAUUGUGUGUGACAGGGAACUGAAUUGAUUUAAAUUUAUAACAAAAAAAAAUAAAAAUAUUCUGUUUUUGACAUUGGCUGCGAAUAAAGUGGAAGUAAAUGCUGAAUGAAAGAAUAAAAAGUAUCUUUUAAAAUUAUACCAAGUGUAGGUAGGAAAGGAUGGACAUUAUUUUCUCCCGUGUGAUGUAUACGUUUUAAGAUAUGCACAGAAUAUAUAAGUUGACAUAUUUGUCGCAUUUAUUCUAUGUUAUAUACAUUUAUUUGCAAAUUUAAA
Messenger RNA from Solenopsis invicta (red fire ant), 2018 nucleotides. RefSeq names its product chromobox protein homolog 5. Bases 477 to 1424 code for a protein of 315 amino acids. Gene Ontology annotation, biological process: chromatin organization; negative regulation of transcription by RNA polymerase II. Gene Ontology annotation, molecular function: chromatin binding. The record is from RefSeq and is a predicted model, not a curated record. NCBI's taxonomy places the organism in Eukaryota, Metazoa, Arthropoda, Insecta, Hymenoptera, Formicidae. Gene Ontology annotation, cellular component: pericentric heterochromatin. The transcript has 5 exons.